Molecule: messenger RNA, 1026 nt
Organism: Heterostelium album PN500
Lineage: Eukaryota; Evosea; Eumycetozoa; Acytosteliales; Acytosteliaceae
Exons: 4
Coding region: 1-1026 (341 amino acids)
Biological process (GO): nucleobase-containing compound metabolic process
Molecular function (GO): nucleic acid binding; 3'-5' exonuclease activity
Source: RefSeq, a predicted model, not a curated record
AUGUUUAGAUUGUUUAGUAGACAAUUUUGUGGUGCUGUUAGCGAUGUAAGUGGAAGUAAAGCACCUGUGAUAGCAUUGAAACAAGUUAGUGCAAUGAAGAAUGUUGUAAAGAUCUCUCCUAUCAAUAGAUUCGAUAAGAGCAAACCGUUGUUGAAUUUGGAUCGAUUGGUAGAGGAGGAACCGUUGCUAAAGAAUGCUACACUGGCAUCGAAGAUAUUGCAUCCCAACACACAACAAACAUUCUACUUUGAAUUCGAAAGACCGUCGGAUGCAAUCAAUACCAUCAAAAGCUUGAAAGAAAAACGAGAGAAACAACAGCAACAACAAUCGUAUCACUAUAGUAUUCUAUCGAAUUCAUUGGAUCCCUAUUAUCAAAUUUCACAGGAGCAAAUAGAGUUGUUACCAUCACCCAGCGUACAUCUACCGGUUCAUGUAAUCGAUGAUAUCGAUCAGGUUGAGAGUGCAGUCCGAUUGCUACUCAAUGGAAAACUACCCAGUGACAUUAAAGAAUCAUCAAAAUCACCUGUUAUCGCUGUCGAUUGUGAAUGGCCAGGUCUACGUAAGUUCUUGGUCGGUGAGAAGGCAACCGUCAGUUUAAUUCAAAUGACAAAUGGAGUAGUUUGUAGAAUUGGAAUACCAAAACAUUUAAAGGAACUUUUGACAAACGAUAAUAUAUUGAAAGUUGGUCAUGGUAUUUCGAAAGAUGCAAAUAAGAUAUCUGAUGAUUUAGGUGUUUUGAUGGAGAAUAUAUAUGAUACAAAUUAUCACCCGAUUGUACUUAGAAUGAAUAGUAAGAAAUUAGCGUUUGCCGUUGGAAAGUUCUUUGGAGUCAAUAUCUUAAGAUCGAAAUCAUUGUCUGUUUCGAAUUGGGCCACUUCCGGAGAUUUAACAGAGAAUCAGAUUGAAAUUGCGAGCAAUGAGGUUUACUUUGCAAGAAAAUUAUAUUUCGAAUUUAAAGACAACAAAAACAUUGAUGUUGAUAUUGAUUUAACAAUUAGCGAGUUGUCAUCAAAACGAAAAUAUUAA